Messenger RNA from Misgurnus anguillicaudatus (oriental weatherfish), 3435 nucleotides. RefSeq names its product solute carrier family 16 member 5a (gene slc16a5a). Gene Ontology annotation, molecular function: monocarboxylic acid transmembrane transporter activity. The record is from RefSeq and is a predicted model, not a curated record. NCBI's taxonomy places the organism in Eukaryota, Metazoa, Chordata, Actinopteri, Cypriniformes, Cobitidae. Gene Ontology annotation, cellular component: basolateral plasma membrane. Gene Ontology annotation, biological process: transmembrane transport; monocarboxylic acid transport.
AGGCCAGGGGAUAGUUACUUAAACUGAAACCCGCCCUUUGGUGCAAAACUAAGCGGAUGAGAGAGAACCGCUGUGGGGCGAAAGGCAAGAGGAAAUGGCAUCGCCCCUGUACUCAAAUUUCCAUAUGCGUAGACUUCAUUUAAAGGAGCCGUUACCACACAUUUAGCCCUCCAUUGGUUUUGUCAUUUCCUGAGAUGAAGAAUAAGCUACAUGAUUUAGAUCUGUGCGCCUUGAGAGCCAAAGCCGUGUCCUCCUGCUGACAUGACAGCAGCCUGCGCAAACAUGCUGCGCUGCCGUGGAUGACUGAAAAUCAGCUGAGAAGGGGUGUUGCAAACACAUUUAUUUUGAUGACAUGGAAUAUGCAAGAAUGUGUUGCCCUACCCUUCUUACACCACCGAGAGUGCAAAGCCGCUUAAACCAGGCGGAAAAGCUCAGACGGCAGUGACUUCAGUACCGUCGGAUAGAAAAAUAUGGCACCUCAGCAACCUUCUAGCAUUGAGGAGCAAUGUGAGCCUGAACCUGAGGAGGGAGAGAAACUAGGACCCCCUUCAGACCAAAAACAUCCAGCUUAUGAUGCUCCAGAUGGCGGCUGGGGAUGGGUGGUUUUGCUCGCUACCAUCAUUGUCUUGGCUCUGACGCUGGCCUUCCCAUCAUUCAUUGGUAUUUUCUAUGUAGAUCUACAGACUGAAUUUAAAGCCAGCAACAGCGAGACGUCUUGGGUGCCUUCAAUAAUGACAGCAGCUCUACAUGCUGGAGGUCCUCUUUGUAGUGUUCUGGUGGAGCGCUUCGGAUGUCGGGCGACAGUGAUGUUUGGGGGAGUACUGAGUGGUGUGGGGAUGGCAGCCAGCUCCUUCUCACAUUCCAUUGUUGAAUUGUACAUCACUGCUGGGGUGAUCACAGGUCUGGGUUUCUGCUUCAGCUUUCAGCCUGCUGUCACCAUCCUCGGCCAUUACUUUGUACGCCGUCGUCCAUUCGCCAACGCAAUGUCCUCCACUGGCACAGCUCUGGGCCUGUCCACAUUGCCCUUUUUAGGAGACUACUUGCACAAAGAGCUGGGCUGGAGAGGGAGCUUUCUGGUGCUUGGCGCUGUGCUGCUUAACUGCUGUGUUUGUGGGGCUGUCAUGAGGCCACUCAAGCCCAGAAAGGCAAAGAGCAACAGCCCAAAACCCACCAAAGAAAAGAGGCUGAAGGGGGGAUUGCUAGGAAUAUUUAAAAGUUUUACAUCUUCUCUCAGACGGCACAUGGCCUUUGACCUGUUCAGCAGUAACCUUCGAUUUCGGGUCUUCUCUUUGGGCAUCACUUGGAUGAUGCUGGGGUUUGUGGUGCCCCUUAUAUUCCUAGUCCCGUAUGCCACGUCCGAAGGUAUGGAUCCAAGUCGAGCCGCCCUGCUGCUCUCCAUCCUGGGCUUUGUCAACAUUAUUGUGCGACCUCCCAUCGGAGUGCUCUUCAGUUUGUCGUGGUUUAAAGGUCGACACAUCUACGUGUUCUCCAUCGCCUUGCUGUUAAAUGGACUCAGUAAUAAUAUUUGUUGCAUUAAUGCCAGUUUUCCUGUGCUUUUAAUGUACGUGCUUACGUAUGGAAUUACUAUGAGCGUGGUCGGGUCACUGAUGUUCACCGUUUUGAUGGAUACAGUUGAGAUGAGCCGGUUCCCAUCCGCGCUCGGACUGCUGUCUAUAAUGGAAAGUGUCACAUUGUUAAUAGGACCUCCUCUCGCAGGAAUUCUAGUUGACAGGACUGGGGUCUUCACAUAUGUGUUCCUGGUCUGCAGCAUCUCAGUGACCUUAUCAGCUUUGUUCCUUAUGGUUUCCUUUUUUUGGCUGGACCGCCGUGACACUUGCCAGAAGGAAAAAGCUUCUGGAUCUCCAGCUAAGCCUGCAGUUACUUUAUCCACUGACUGCCAGUACAGCACUGUGCCUACAGAUGGGGACAAGACAAAUACCUAAUCUUCACAGGGACCAAAAAUGUAAACCAGAUCAAGACAAGAGUGAGGUUGCCCAACUGUUUGAAAUUGAGGUGUAUCACAGCUCGUGGAAAUGUAUGGCAUACAGUAGGCUAUUUUGCCUAGUUCAUGUAUUUGGAUUACAGUAAAUAGAGUAGAUUUCUGCAAAGAAUACAGUAAAAAAUAGCUUCUUCAUAGCUUCUUAUAAUGAACUUUGAAGCUGUUUUUCCAGGAAAUGUUGUUCAGCAUCAUAGUUGUUUCAUGUCACAUUAAGUUUUAUCUUUAUCUCUUUUCAUUUAUUGUUAUGUAUAAGAAUACACUAUAUACACUGUGUUUGUAUAACAUUGUAAGUAUUCUUAUUGUAUUUUUGUACCAUAUACUGAAUGACCUACAUACACUGUUAACCCUUAAUGGGUGUUUGAAUCUGUUGUCUUAACUUUACAACAUUCAGGGGCGGUUUCCAGGAGAGGGAUUAGACUAGUCAUAGACUAAAAUAAAUGUAAGAGCUGUCCAAACUGAAAACAACUUGCACUGAUAUAUCUUAAAAUACAUCAGUGCCCUUUGUUUUGACUCAAAAUGCACACAAGUAAUGUUUUAGUAAGGCAUGUUUGUUAAAACUAGUUAUAUUUCCUAAUUAAACUGAGGCCCAGUCCUGGCUUAAACUACUAAUCACUGUCCGGGAAACCACCCCUCAAGAUGCCAAAGUGUAAAGAGACUAUUAUCAUAAAUCAGGAGAAACUCAAGUCUAGGUUUGACUAAAUACAAACUUUUGUUAACCAAGUCCCACGUCAUAAAACUUUUUUCGUCAUGAUGCUUCGCCUUAAAGUCAUCUAUUUCUCAGUGAGAUUUUUAGUGUGCUUUGCCCUAAAUACCUAAUGUGCACUUGGUGAGGGCUGCUGGGUUCAUGGAUUAGACUGUAUGAAAGACUCUUUGAACACUGAGGGGUGGUUUCCCAGACAUGGUUUAGAUUAGUCCAGGACUAGGCCUUAGGUAAAUUAGGCUAUUUAAGUAGUUUUUACAAGCAUGCCUUACAAAAAAACAUUACUGGUGUACAUUUUGACACAAAACAAUGACACUGAUAUAUUUUAAGAUAAGUGUUUUCAGAUAAGACAGCUCAAACAUGCAUUUAAAUCUGGGAAUAGACUUGUUAUGACCUGUCUGGGAAGCCGACUCUGAGUGUGUUUCAUUAUUAUUUACUGUAGGAUAGAAGAAGCAUUACAUUUCAAGAUGUUUUAUGGGAAGUUGUUACGUUUUCUCAGGUGCACUAUUAUUGGCCUUGUUAUAGUCAUGUUGUUUUCUUAUUUUGCCAAAGCAAAUGACUUGCUAUAAAUGGAAGGGGAUGUGAACCUCUUCAGAGAGUCAUUUAUAGUAUGGUAAAGAGUAUUUAGUACACUAAUAAAGUCUAUUUCUAUAGUAAAGGAAAAUAUAUUUGGAAUUUUAGUAUUGAAGCUGUAAACAGAUAAAUGCUUAUAAACAUUUUGGCAGUGCCAUUGACU